AUGGGCAUCUCUCUCGAGGAUCUUGCUCCUGCUGUUCCCGUCGUCAGUAUCAGAGUCCCAGAAGGCUUCAUCUACGGACCUACUGUUCUUCAGCCAACUCUUCAAGAGUAUGAUGAGACUUCCAAGAAUGGGGGUUACUCAGACACAGGUUCAAAGGCCACUUUCAAGGGGUUUGGCUUCAACACUAUCUUCAGGCCUUUGAGCCGAAACCCAAAGACUAUUACGAAGUUUCCCAAGCCCCCAACCGACAAGAGCACCAGCAACCUCCUGCAACUCAACCUGACUGGCGAAACUCAAGUGUUCAGUGAGAUAUUACUUAAGGAUGUACCCAAUCGUGGUUUGUUUGAUCAGGCCGACAUUGACCUCAUCGGUCGACCAUAUACGCAGUCUAUUGUCGAUGCGAUGCCCGACGAAAAGGGAAAUUUCCCAGAAAAUCCACCUGUCAUCCACUUCGAACCAGGACUAUGGAUGCGUGUGCCUCAGGUUGAGGACAUGCCGGAGCUUGCAGCCUCUUUUUGUCGCAUGGGAUCUAUUCCUCAUGGCACAACCAUCAACGCUCAAGGAUUUGAGCCUGCCCGCACUUCCAAAGGAGCCCCCAAAAUUGAUCCCACCAGCAUCACUCCACUCGAAAUCCCCCAACUUGGAAUUCCUCCCAUCAAGCCUCACAAAACUGUUACCGAACUGAAAGAGAAAAGAUUCGACAACCAAGAUGCUGACAAAGACACUACUCGUCGCCUUCCCCAAGAUCUUCGCAAGUUUAUUGCCAGUGGGUCUAUCACCCAGCAGAUUAUCGAUGACCCAAACACUAUCCUGCGACAGGCUAAUGAGGGCAAGCAUAUCGUUGAAAACACCAUGUUUAUUGUCUCGACUAAUGCUCCGCCCGGUGCCUUCGGCGGUGGAACAUCCAACAUUGGCUUCAAUAUCGGGUCAGAUGAGGGCAAAAAGGCAGAAGCUUCGCACGAGAAGAAAAGCGGUAACGCCAACGCUGUCGACGUGACGGCUCAGUACUGGGUCUCCAAGAUCCGUACCGAGGUUGAGCUUGAUCCUUCCAUGAGCGUUGGCCAAACUGUUUCUCCUGCUUCUCAAGGCCCUAGAGAUGCUGUUCCCGAGUUCUUCAUCGACGAACACGUUGAGAUUCCAUCAUCCAAGAAGGUUGUCAUUGUCGCGAACGACCAGAUUCAGUACUCUCAGAUGGUGAUGCUUGAUUUCAAUGGACUUAAGUGGCCUCAUGUUACUGUUGCAACUCUUGCGCCGAUUGUGAGCCUCGAGAAGCCAACACUUUCUUCGGCUAUAGAGUAUGGCAAGGGAUCGUCUGAAUGA
Molecule: messenger RNA, 1320 nt
Organism: Fusarium verticillioides 7600
Lineage: Eukaryota; Fungi; Ascomycota; Sordariomycetes; Hypocreales; Nectriaceae
Exons: 2
Coding region: 1-1320 (439 amino acids)
Source: RefSeq, a predicted model, not a curated record